AUGGUGAUUGCUUCCACGAGGCGAUCUUUCGCUCUCGCAGCGAUCCUGGCCAAUGCCUUGGUCCGGACAGCGUCGGCUGGUUUCAAAGCGGAAUGCUUUUCCAGGUCGGAUUGUACGGGACCCGUGUUGGUCAAUGGAGAUGGCAACUGUUCCAUGCCACUUCGCGAGGCUCUGGACGGUAGAGAUCCCACCUAUCCUCUUGUACCAGGAUACCCUUCGGCCUACUACAGGGGUCCAACAAUUGGUGGAAUUCUUCGAGAAGACGUUUGUGAUAGCCGAGAAUCGGUCGUCAGUGCUGCUGAAGCCAUUCAAUACUGCUUUGACAUUGGUGCCAAGAGUUCCUGUGAAUCGAAGCCCAAAGGAUGCGACUGUAUGCAGAACCCAAUGAGUUGGGGCGAAACGCACUUUCGUUCCUAUGGAGGUGAAGACUUUGACUUUCAUGGAGUUUGUGAUUUGGUCUUAUUCUCGGCUCCUGAGAUGAACACUACCAUUCAUGUUCGCACAGAACAGAAAUUUGAGUACAGCUACAUUAGCAAUGCGGCAAUCCUCAUCAAUGGCGAUAUCCUCGAGAUUGGCGGUUGGGGCAAAGUCAUCUGGAAUGGAAUUGAAGACUGGGAUCUUCCUCCUACCCUUGGUGGAUACCCCCUCGCCGUGAAACAUAUCAACAGGAAGAACACAGUCUUUACCAUCGACGUUGGUCAUGGACAACAAAUCCGUUUCAAGGCCUACAAGUCCAUGGUGGCAAGCCUGAAUGACGCCCAACACACACUCAAGAAUCCACCCAAGUGGAAGAGUUUCCUUGGAUCUUCCAACUACUAUUUGUUCUAUGAUUAUGAAAGAUUUCCUUACAUGUGUCUGCACUCGCCGGAUGGUGAAGCUUUGCCAGUAACAGCUAUAGCGUGGAAGCAUGUAUGCAUAUAG
Seminavis robusta is the source of this 921-nucleotide messenger RNA. The record is from the annotation of a GenBank genome assembly. Lineage: Eukaryota; Bacillariophyta; Bacillariophyceae; Naviculales; Naviculaceae.